This is a messenger RNA of Oldenlandia corymbosa var. corymbosa, 1886 nucleotides long. NCBI's taxonomy places the organism in Eukaryota, Viridiplantae, Streptophyta, Magnoliopsida, Gentianales, Rubiaceae. The record is from the annotation of a GenBank genome assembly.
CUUUAGGAGGGAGUGUAAAACCGUAAAAUAAGAUGAGAGGAUAGAGAAUUGAAUGCAAAAACUCGCAUGUUACAUGUCUUCAUGCAUAUACUCACUCAAUUAAUUAAGUUGGUACCAAUUCACAAAUUUAUUGCUGUUUGCCGUUUUGUGAGAAAAAGGAUUUAAUUACUUCAUAAAAUUAAAAUCACCCCCAUAUUUACAGAUCUUUUUUUCACAAAUUUUUAUUAUAUAUUUAAUUUUAAUUGUUUGGUUGUCUAGAUGCAUGUAUAUAUAAGAAAUCACUUGGGUAAAGAAAUGCUUGUCAACUACUCCUUUUAGUAGUAUCCACUCUCUUUAUGCUUCAAAACAGAGGAGAGGAACAACUUCACAAGCACUUCCCUUCACACACACACACACCCACACACACACACACACUCAGAAAAAAGGCAGAGAGAAAGGGCUAAAAAAGUUUUCUUUUUUUUCCUUUUGGUGUGAGAAUUGAAGUUGAUUUGGGUUCUUCUUGAGUGUCAUGGAGAAACAUAGAUGUAAGUUAUGCCAUAGGAAUUUUGCUAAUGGCAGAGCUUUAGGUGGGCACAUGAGAUCCCACAUGAUGAAUCUUUAUGCAUCAUCCAAGCCCAAAAAGCAAGAAUUUUUCAUGGAAGAGAUUGAGUCAGUUCCAUCAUCAUCUUCACCAUCAUCAGAGGAUGAAGAAGAAGUAGAGAUUGAAGGUAAAGGUUUGUUCUUUUCUUAUGGGAUGAUGAGUACUAAUAAGAACAGAGGAGGCUAUGGUGGUGACGGCGGGAUGGAGGCGGAUUCCGAUCAUUUCUAUGCCGGUCCGGGAAGUUCUGUUGUUGUACAAGACAGGGAAAGUGAGACCGAGUCAUCCAAGAAUUCCAAUAUCCGUAGAAGAUCCAGAAGAGUAAGGAAAUCAAGAAUUUCGGAUGCAAUUCAGUUCUCUUCUUCUUCACAGUUCAACAAUUGCAUGCCAGAGCAAAAACCCAAGUCAGAAGAAAUUCCUGAAUUAGUACUUCCAGUUGUUACUAUGGAUGCUGAACCGGUUAGUUCAAUUUCUGACACCAGCCCAGAUGAAGAUGUAGCUCAUUGCUUGAUGAUGUUAUCUAGAGACAAGUGGCACCAAAAGAACAUUGAAGAAGAAGAAGAAGAAGAAGAAGAAGAAGAGGGAUUUUUUGCAGAAGCAGAGGAGGAAGAAGAGGAAAUUGAGAUUAAGAGGAAUCCAAGACAUGAUUUUGGAGUUAUUAAAGUGACCAAAAGUAGUAGGAGCAGAGGAAAGUACAGAUGCGAAACAUGUAACAAAGUUUUUCGUUCUUAUCAAGCUUUAGGUGGUCACAGAGCAAGUCACAAGAGAGUUAAAUUCCAAAACACAAACAAUUCAGUUUCAGCAGAAGAAGAUCAUCAUCAUCAACAACAAACACAAGGGAACAACAUUUCGGUUUCGGUUUCGGUUUCGGUUGCAGAGAGAAUUCAUGAAUGCCCUGUUUGUUACAGAGUAUUCUCAUCAGGUCAGGCACUUGGUGGGCACAAAAGAUCACAUGUAAUGGGUGCUGCGGCUCAAUAUCAGCAAAUUAGUAGUACUAUUCUUGCUGCACCUAAAAAAAAACCAGCUCCAACUUUCAUAGAUCUUAACCUUCCAGCUCCAAUUGAAGAGGAUGAUGAUCUCAGUCAAAUUGAAGUUUCUGCAGUUUCUGAUGCAGAUUUUGUCAACCCUUUUAAGCAUUGAUGAUUACAUCAAGUUAGCCCCUUUUUUUAAUUGCCUUUUUUUUUUCGAGGGAAAGAGGAAGAAAUAGUUUAUACUUCUUAGUUAGAGGUGAAGUUUUGGAUUCUUGUAAGCAGCAAUAUUGCAUUGAAGGAAGGUAUGAAUUGUAUGGACAUUGUUUUUAUUACUGAUA